AACUCAAGCAGGGACUUCCCAUGAGAGCGUGAAUACAUGAAUCAGCUUUCAGUUUUUGCGCGCAGCUCUUUAUCUUCCUCAACGACAAGGUAUGCAACGGGUUAAGGAGCGGGGCUUCGGAGUCCUCCUCUCUUGUUCGCCACGAUGAACAAAUGAACUCUUGGGGAAUGAAAUUUAAAUUCCAUAAAGGAGAAAAAGUUCUCUGUUUUGAACCUGACCCAUCCAAGGCCAAGGUGCUCUACGAUGCAAAGGUUGUUGACAUCGCAACAGUAAAAGAUGAAAAGGGUAAACGGAUCCCAAAGUAUCUGAUUCAUUUCAAUGGUUGGAACAGAAGCUGGGAUCGCUGGGCUGCAGAGGAUCAUGUGCUCAAAGAUUCUGAAAAUAAUCGCAAAUUACAACGUAAACUGGCUCGCAAAGCUUUGGCUCGCAUGAGGAAAAAGGGAUGGAAGAAACGACGCUGUCGUCUGCCAGGUGUUAACCCAAUCUUAAAGUCCCUCACUGAAGAGGAAAAGGAGAAGAGCGAUGAUGCUUCUUUGAUCUCACCAUCUGAUGAUAGUGACAAAGACAUUUCAGACCAGGAGUCCUUAAAAAGUGAAAGUACUUCAUCGGAAGAAAUGAAUUGCAUGAGAGAAGAGCAGGAGCCACAGACCAAAAGGGAGAGUGAAGACAAGAGCAUCACUGUAAAUAUCGACAUCCCUGAUGUUCUCAAGAAGAAGCUUGAGGAUGACUGUUACUAUAUCAACAAAAGAAAGAAGCUGGUGAAGCUUCCAUGCCUGAUGAAUAUAGUAAACAUUCUGGAGUCCUAUGUGAAGCACUUCACCCUAAAUGCAGCUUUCUCAGCUAAUGAGCGCUGUCGGCAUCCUCAGAGCUCAACACAGACUAAUAUGAGUCCACACUAUAUGCCACCUGAGAGGAAUGAGGAGCUCUGUAAAGAAAUGGUGGAUGGUUUGAGGAUAACGUUUGACUUUACCCUUCCACUAAUCCUACUGUACCCAAGUGAACAAGCUCAGUUCAAAAAAGUCAGCUCUUCCAAGUUCUUCCAACCAAACAUUGACAGCGCAACGUGCACCAGUAGGAUUUUAAGAGAACGUUCCCCAAGUCCUGGACAGAAUCCCUCUACUCCCCAGUCCACUGACAGCCAAGCAGCUCUGAGUGAAUCCUCCAAUGUCCCCAUCAUCAUGGCAACCCCACCUAAGCGCAGGCGCUGUGCCUACCUAGAUUCUGAUUCCACUCAAUCUUUGCGCCGCUCAACGCGCAAUACAUCUGGAGGGGAUCGAAUGGCAGAGCCUGGGGGUGGAGGCAGCAACAAUGCCUCUCCUCAACCAAAGCGAAGACCUGCUGAGGUGCAGACACCACUACCCAAGUUCUUCCUCAACCUAGAGAAGAGUGAUUCAAUGAUAGCUGUGUGGAUCUCAGGCUACCUGGCAGACAUCUCGGCAUGGCUGAAAGAACAUCACCUACAGCUCAACCUAGCAAAGACUAAGAUUUUUGUCUUCCCCACCAUGGCAACGCUACAGCAUGAUUUUACUAUCCACUUAGGUUCAUUCAAUUAAUUAGGUAAUCAACAAUUACCCCAUCAAGUUCGGUCAGAAAUCCUAGUAUAUUCAUUGACCAGCUAACGUUUUAAAAGACCACAUUGCAAAAACUGCUUGAUCUUGCAGGUUUGCAUUGCACAACAUCAGAAAAGUCAGGCCCUUCUUAACAGACCAUGCUGCACAACUUCUUGUCCAGGCCCUUGUCAUCUCUGGACUGGAUUACCGCAAUGCUCUUCUAGCUGGACUCCUAUCAUGCGUAAUCAAACUUUUACAACUAUAUCAGCAGCUAUCAAUAUUAAAUAUUCAUCAUUCAGAAGGAGAAACCAGAACAAAGAUAUGCAGAUAAAUGAAACGUAAACAAAGCUACACACACUUUCCAUUUUGAUUAUCAGUAAUGUUGAGAACUUCCUUCAUUGUAUGAGGCUCACAUUAUGGUAAUAUUCACACAUUGGAAUUCUUGGAUAAGUACCAUACGAGCAGUCUUCCGUUUGUGCAGCUUUCAUUAACUUUCAAUGACUCGUUUUUAUUAUUUAGCUUUAAUUCUCUGGCACUGACAUUCAAUCAAUCAAGUCCUCACUGUCCCUGUUUCUUCUAGGAGGGGUAUACAGUUAAAAUUUACUUAUUUAUAUCAGAUGAGAUAUGGACUCCAAGAUAUUUAAGAUACAUGCAUCUAAAAUGAUAAUUCCUGACUUCAGCAUCUCAGUUUAAUUUUGUGAUCAUCUCAGACUUUGAACAGUUAAAUGAGUAACCAGAUGUUAUGCUAAAGUGGUUAAUGAGAUUUAUAUAAAGCUGGAAGUGAAAUUAAUAGGUUUGUUAUAUACAGGAGUAUGUCGUCAACAUACAGACUUAUUUUAUGGUGGUGUAAAUUUGACAGUUCCGGUGAAACUUUGUUUUUCAUUCUUUAUCUUCUUGUGUUUUCUGAGGGAUGUCUCCUUUUAAUAAACCCUGUUUGAUUGUUGUGUAUUAAAAUUGUGAUGACAGUU
Puntigrus tetrazona (Sumatra barb) is the source of this 2518-nucleotide messenger RNA. RefSeq names its product male-specific lethal 3 homolog. The record is from RefSeq and is a predicted model, not a curated record. The coding region runs from base 153 to 1553 and encodes 466 amino acids. Gene Ontology annotation, biological process: regulation of DNA-templated transcription; chromatin organization. The transcript has 10 exons. Gene Ontology annotation, cellular component: nucleus; MSL complex; NuA4 histone acetyltransferase complex. Lineage: Eukaryota; Metazoa; Chordata; Actinopteri; Cypriniformes; Cyprinidae.